GGAUCUGUUUCGGGGUUUCGUUGGCCCGAUUGACCUGAACAGCCGCAUUGACCUGGGUCUCUCUGCUCUUGCCCUGCGCUGUCCUGCUCUGCACCUCCGUCGCCAUCGUUGCGUCCCGCCCUCAAAUGACCAUCGCCGACAUCGACCCCCUCGAGUUCGCCAAGAGCGACCCGGCCACGUACUCGCGGCUGGAGGAGACCCUGCUCAACAGCAGCGGCUCCGUUGCGCUGCACCAGCGCUUCCGCGCACUCUUCACCCUCAAGAGCUUCAAGACCGACCAGGCCGUCGACAUCAUUGCCAAAGGAUUCUCCGACUCAUCCAUCCUCUUCAAGCACGAGCUCGCCUAUGUCCUUGGCCAGAUGAAGAACCCCCACGCCAUCAAGGACCUCGUUGCUGUGCUCUCAAACACGACCGAGGCUCCGAUGGUCCGCCAUGAGGCUGCCGAGGCCUUGGGUGCCAUCUCGGAUACUGCCGCCCUUGAGACCCUGAUCCGCUUCAAGGAGGACGAGAGCCGGGUCGUUCGCGAGACGAUCGAGCUGGCCAUCGAGAAGAUCCAGUACGACGAGAAGAAGCGACAGGGCUUGAUCAGCGAAGAUGUCUCCAACAGCCUGUACACGUCCAUCGACCCUGCCCCUCCUGUCACAGAGCAAGGCCAGUCGGUCGAGGAGCUGCGGAAGGCUCUCAUGGAUGCUUCGCUGCCGCUCUUUGAGCGCUACCGUGCCAUGUUUGCCCUGCGCAACCGAGGCGACACCGAUGCUGUGCUGGCUCUUGCCGAGGGCCUCGAAGAUGAAAGCGCUCUCUUCCGACACGAGAUUGCAUAUGUGUUUGGACAAAUGCAGCACCCUGCCAGCGUCCCUGCCCUGGUCAAGUCUCUGUCCAAGACGACCGAGGAGUCGAUGGUCCGACAUGAGUGCGCCGAGGCCCUGGGCUCGAUUGCUACGCCCGAGGUCUUCCCUGUGCUGAAGCAGUUCAGCCAAGACCCCGAGCGGGUUGUCCGCGAGAGCUGCAUCGUGGGCCUGGACAUGUACGAGUACGAGACUUCGGGCGCCUUCCAAUACGCCGAUGGACUGUCCUCUUGAAGCAGCGGCUGUCCCGCUCCCGGAACAUAUACACACUCCUGUCUCCCCGAGUCGAUCCCACGUACUUGAAGCACAUUUGCGCCGCCGUGUCCGAAGAUCGGGGGUCUGCGAUGGAUACCGCAACAGAAAAGCGAGGGGAGAAUGUUGGGUUGUGACCCCAUCCGCCGAUUUUACUCCCGAUCUCGGAUCAGUACAGGCGGCUGUGCCUGAAGCGGCUGUCCCUGGUAGUGAUGUGCAUCAUCUACAAGGAAUGGGUCAUGAAUGAGAAGCAUUUAAGAAAUUGGAA
Molecule: messenger RNA, 1365 nt
Organism: Polychytrium aggregatum
Lineage: Eukaryota; Fungi; Chytridiomycota; Chytridiomycetes; Polychytriales
Product: armadillo-type protein
Exons: 7
Coding region: 126-1079 (317 amino acids)
Biological process (GO): peptidyl-hypusine biosynthetic process
Molecular function (GO): deoxyhypusine monooxygenase activity
Source: RefSeq, a predicted model, not a curated record